Molecule: messenger RNA, 987 nt
Organism: Halichondria panicea
Lineage: Eukaryota; Metazoa; Porifera; Demospongiae; Suberitida; Halichondriidae
Product: tropomyosin-1, isoforms 9A/A/B-like
Exons: 7
Coding region: 78-806 (242 amino acids)
Biological process (GO): actin filament organization
Cellular component (GO): actin filament
Molecular function (GO): actin filament binding
Source: RefSeq, a predicted model, not a curated record
CACCACAGUUAUAGUUGCAACUUGACAAUCCACAGUCACGAAUUAUCCUCUACUGUGCAUAAUAUAGCCAUACAAGAAUGGAAGCAAUCAAGAAGAAGUUGAGAACUCUCAAAGAGGAGAAAGAAAAUGUUGUUGAUGAGCUUGAGGAUAAGAAGAAGGAAAUAAAAGACGCUGAAAAUAAAUAUGAAGCUCUUGAAACAGAGAAACUGAACGCAGAGAGGAAGGUACAGAUGCUAGAAGAUGAUCUGGAGAAGGCUGAGGAUCAACUUGCAACUGUAAAAGCAGAUAAAGCCGAGCUAGAGACAAGAGUUGAUGAUCUUGAAAGAGAAAACAAGUCUCUCCAAUCUACACAGGUUACCGACUUUGACACGAAAGAUCAACUUGAGAUUAUAAAGAAGGAGUUGAACGAGAAAAUUUCCAACCUGGAAAACGAGAAUGCUGACCUUAAAAGAAAAAUUGAAAUCUUAGAUUUUGACCUGUCACAGUCUGAAGAUAAAAAUGACAGCAACAAAAUAAAAAUCGAUGAACUUGAAAAGGAGUUGUCUGAGAAGCAUUCACUGGUCCAGAAUAAGGAGAGGAGUGAUGAACAAUAUGCACAAACGGAGGAGGAUCUUCGUGAACAAGUUAGCGAUCUGAAAUCACAGCUACGGAAAGAGGACGAACGUGCCGACGAAGCAGAGAGAGCAUUGAAGAAGAUGGAGCAUGACAGAGAUAUGCUAGAAGAGGAUCUUGAAAAAGCUGAGAAAAAAUAUGACGACUUGAAAUCAGAAUAUGAUCGUGAUAUGCAAGAUCUCACCGAUUUGUAGGGCAAACCUCCAUAGAAAAACAUUCAGCCUCAUCAAUGAAUAUAAUAGCUACUAGGUCGUUUUUAGUUUUAUACAUUUUUUUGUGUAUUCAUAUUUUAUUCAUUACACCAUUGCUGUAAGUGUUAUUGCUACUUAUCAGUUUAUGGGCCACAGACCAUGAAUGUCCUUAUUUUAGAACGUA